AUGGCAGAGGGGCCCGAGGAAGAGGCCAUGGCAGAGGGGCCCGAGGAAGAGGCCAUGGCAGAGGGGCCUGAGGAAGAGGCCAUGGCAGAGGGGGCCAAGGAAGAGGAGUUUGCAUGCUUGGUGGAGGAUCCGCAGCAUGAGGAGAAAAUAGAGCUCAAGCUCGGUGAUGGCCGCAGGGAACUGGACAGGCAGCUCCAGAACGGGAGAGAGGUGAGGCAACAGAAAAAUGUCCUCUGCGGCACUGCCAGUGACAGGGGAAUGGCCCCUGUGGUCAUGGACACUGCCAGUGACAGGGGAAUGGCCCCUGUGGUCAUGGACACUGCCAGUGACAGGGGAAUGGCCCCUGUGGUCAUGGACACUGCCAGUGACAGGGAACUGCAGAGAACAAACAGCAAUUCAGCUCUGGACACCUGCAACCUGAAUAAUCUGAACAAUUUCAGCUCAUUGAUUCUAAAUGCAGUGAAUAACACCACACACCAACUACAAUGCAUUUCAACCAACAAUGCUAGUUUCCCUCCAGAGAAACUUCACAUGCUCCAAAAAGAGCUUGGAAAGAUCAUUACAUCAACACUAAAUGUCAUUGUUCAGCUUGGAGCUUCAUCAGCUGAGGACAUUGCUGAUAGUUUUGGAGCUUUGCACACGUUGACGGUGGAGAAUGCAAACAAUGUGGAGUUUGUCCAGUCAUGGCUGUGCGUCAGACUCGUCCCAAUCCUCCCGUUUAUUACCACAGAGUUCAUAUCAAACAUGAGCAAGAAAAACUUUUCGUGUGUCAGCUACCAGGCAAUUGUCAAAGCUCUCAGCCAACAAGUAGAUCUGGUUAAUAUGGCAUUGAGGCCCUUCAUUUACACCAACUUCAUUCAUCCAUUCCUCUCUAGAGAAGUGUCAGGUGCAAAAAACUUGACCUACAUCGAAAACACGGAGGUCCGAGACAUCAUGCUGAACCUGACUUUGUCGGCUCUGGCUCCAAAGUUCCCUCUCUUCCAAACCAGCGACUAUGAGCUGUGGUUCCAAAUCAAUCUCGUGGUCUUGCUGGCCAGUUUCAGUCCUUCAGUUCUGCUUGUGAUCCCCGCCAACCUCAGCUGCGACUCUCAUGAUGCAAUAUUGAAAGGCCUAGAGAAGGCUUUGGCAGGUCUCCCAUCUGACCUACAAGAGGACCUCAAGUCAAGCAAAAAUGUACUUCUACAAUCACCACCAGAAGGCUGCACUCCUCCUCCUCCUGUCAGAGUUUGCAAAGAAACAUUAGUGGAUGAAAAGAGCCUGUGUCAAGGUGUUAACAGUGGUCCAACUGAGGCUCAACUUUCCACUGGAAAUCUUCCGGGAUUGCCUUGUAGCUUCAGCCUCUCUGAAUAUGCCUGUUCUUCGGUUGGAUCUCUGUCCUCUGACCAACUUGCCACGCUGCUGACUUGCGAGUUGCCAAGCAGUGCCAGCGACAGUGCAGAGAUGUGGAAGCUUUUCUUCCAGAAAGUUGCAGGAGUGCUGGAAAAUGCCCUGUCAGAGUACUCCAACAUAACCAUCCACAACAAUCAGCCAGACUCCCAUGUUCUCGAUGCCAUUGGAGAGGUGGAAGUCAACAACUUCAGUGCUGCACAGCUGACAGAUGUGAGCUUCAUUGGCGCUUGGUUCCAGGAAAGGCUAAAACCAUUUUUGCCAGCAGUCUCAGGGGACUUUCUGUCCUGCCUUAGCUCCAAGAACUUCAGUUGCGACACCUACCAAGUUGUGGUGAAGGCACUCAGCAGUCAAGCAUCCCUCAUGGAGGAGGAGCAAAGACGAGCCAUCUUCACUGAAUUCAUCCAUCCCUUCCUCUCCCGAAAUGAGCUAGCAGAUCCCGCCUGCCUUUCCAAAACUCCUAGCAGUGCUGAGUGGCUUGAAAAGAACUUUGCCAACUUCUCCAGCUAUGCCACCUUGGCGGAUCUGCAGACUCUGAAUGAAAAUUUCUCCAGUUUUGAAUUGUUGGCAAUGCUGACCCCUACCCAAGCAGCUGAACUCACACUGAGCUCCGGAGCACUGAACAAUACAAAUCAGAUAAAUACUGUGUUCGACCGACUGGAGGAAGGCAAUGCUUUCAAGAACGUGGAUGAGUUUCUGACAGCUCUGAGCGCAGCUCCUGAGAUACCUGAUAUCAUAACUGAUGUGAGAGACGUGAUGAUGAACAGAACCUUCAAGAUCAUCCAAGUGAGGUUCCAGGACUUUGAGGCGGCUGACUGGGUUGCAUGGUUCACCGUGAAGCUCAUACCCAUCCUUCCCAGUUUCACUGCAGAGAUGCUAGUUACAAUCACAGCUGAGGUCAACUGCACCAACUACCAUGUGAUUGUUGAAGGACUUAGCUUGGCCUAUGCACAAACACCAGUCAAGAGACGAGAGGAACUCGCCGCAGGUCUGCUAUCGUAUCUGAAAAUGUCUGCAAACCAGAUUAAUCAGCCAGCGUGCAGACAGGACGUCCAUAAUGACACUGACUGGCUGAUUUUGAAUCUUGGCCAGUUCUUCACCUACGUGCCAUUUUCUGAGCUGAUUGAAUUCAACAUCUCUCGGGCGGCAGUGCUUGUCUCGCUCUCUGGCGAACAGAAGGUGGAGCGACUCUUGACCCCAGGUCUGAUAGAGGACGAGUCUGCCGUGAGAGAACUCUUUGGAACGAUUGUAAACUCUCCCGAUCAAAAGCAGUUGGAUGAGUUCUUCGGCACGUUCAUCAGCAUUUCUGCACAGAGAAACGUGUCGAGCAUCAGCGCUGCUGUGAGAAGCACCAUUCUCAACAUGACCUUGACAGACCUGCUGUCCAGAUAUGAAAGUGUCACCCCGCAGACCUUUGCUCUGUGGUUCCAGACUUACCUGCUCCUUUUCCUCCCAGGAAUGGGUCCGCACAGCCUCUCCGUCAUCCCCACGACCAUCAGCUGUGACUCUUACAGAGAAAUAGUGAAGGGCUGUGAUGGUGUUUUCAGCAGUCUCACACAGAGUCAGAAGGAGGACGUUUACAGAUUCAUACAUGACUAUCUCUCCCGUCAGCCACAUCAAGGACAAUCCUGUGUGCAGACUUUGAACAGUGACUCUGACUGGCUGCUCAAGAACUUUGGACAGUUCAGUGUUCUCGCAUCCUUUACAGACCUGAUCAGCUUGAAGAGAGACUUUAAUGGGGUUGAAGCAGCAAAGUUUCUGACUCCGCUCCAGCUGGCUGAGCUGUGCUCCUCUCCUUCACGACUCCACAGAUCACAGGAUGUUCAAACCAUCAUGAAUGCCGUUGCACCGCAGCAACUUUCACACUUUUUUGAUGUUCUUUCACCAAAGAUCCAGGUGAAUGAAUCGAGCUACUCUGCAGAGGUGAAGCAUGCGUUCCUUCAGGCGGUGUUUGCGAGAGGCGGUCUGUCCUCUCCAUCAAUCAGUGAUUCAGAGGUGUCCAUUUGGCUCACGGUUCGACUGAAACCUCUGCUGUCUGUUCUGAGCUUGGCAGAUGUUACAGAUUAUUUUGACCUCGUCAGGACUCGAGGAUGCAGCAUCAAUCAGGAGGCCGUUAGUGUGCUGGAUUCUCUAAGAAUGUCUCUGAAUGAGGACACACAACGUCAGAUCUACAACAGCAUCAAACAGUUACUCACAGAUCCAGCACCUCUUCGUUGUUAUGGCAGCGGGAGUUUCUACCUCUUCCUCAAGACAUCCUUCCUCCAUUUUGGAUUUCCAGAUCUGAACAGCGUCCUGUCUCUGAUCCCUGUGAGCAGGAGGCCUGAGGUGUUGAGUUCCAUCUCUACAGCAGAGAUGAGUGAGUUUCUGAACGGCCCUCAAACUCUUGUGGAUGGAUCAGGACUCUGUGAUCUGCUGGGCCUGUACAACCGGACCACACAGUACCUGGAGACGGAGCGGGUGGGUUCUGUGGGUUUGGCCCGGCAGGUGUUGUCCUGUGUGUGGUCUCAGGUUCUGAAGGUGAACGUCCAGUCUGAGGUGGAUCAGUGGUUUGAUUAUCGACUUGUGCAGUAUCUGCCGUUCCUAACCUCACAGCUCAUCAGUCCAGCACAGCUCAGCGGUGCCACCUGCGUAUCAUACAGGAAACUUGUUUCAGUUCUUGGAAACAACUACAAUUUCUCCAACACUGAUUUCACCGCCGAGGAUGUUUACAGCUCCAUCAAGGUUUAUCUUGCAAAUGAUGGCUCUCCACGGUGCUAUGAGCCCUCCAAUUCUCAACUGAACGCCACAAACUGGAUUGUCAGCUACAUUGGUGUCUUCAUCAGCUACGUUAAUCUCACAGACCUCAACUCCUUUGUGUCUUCUGGGAAGAUUGGUGUGUUCUUAGAAAACUCAGGGAACCUUGAGCUGCUCAACAGCACCACAGUCCAGUCCAGUGUUAUAAGCUACUACAUAACCCAACUGUACAUCCAGAACCCAUCCUUCAACCCUAUCAGGCUGCCAGGUGCGUUCCUGUGUGGUAUUUCUCCAUUUGCAUUUGAGAUUCUCGGAGCAGCAGACAGUCUGACACUCAUAAAACGCCUCAAUGUGUUCUGUAACGGAACUGAAGACCCUGCGAUCACAGUCGCACUCACUGCUAACCUCCCCACCAUCUCGUCGGCCACCAUUCAGUUGCUUGGCAACCAGAGCAUCAGCCUGACAGUGGGUCAGAUAAGCUCCACCUCUUCCAGCAUCAUCGCAGCCGCACUGCCAACUCUCGGGACUGCGGUUGGGUGGAAUCAGGGUCAAGCGAAUGCCAUCAUACAAACUCUGACUGCGUCCGGCUUUACAAUCAGCACGGGCUCUUCACUGGUGUCACUGGGGUCAUUGGUCACAGGUGUUCAAUCUGAAACCAUCUCCAGCAUUUCAUCUUCAGAGCUCCUCACCAUCUCCAACAAUCCCACGUUCAUCAACAACAUCGCCUCAGCUUCAGCCAUCCUGCAGCUCGUUUAUGUCAUGAAGAUCGUGUCUAUAGAUGAGACUAAAGUCAUCGAGAAUGUUCCGGAUGUGUUGGCUGGCUCCAUCCCGCGGGUGUUGUUGGCGUCUCUGGAUUCGUUGAAUGUGACCCUCAUCAACCAGAAACAGUGGACACAAGAGCAGGCUGUGAUGCUGUUUGGCUCCAUGGCCAGUGCCAACGAGGAUGCUGAGGAGUUGUCUGAGGAGGUGCUGCAGGGUUUCACCUGUACUUCAGUCCAGACACUCGAUGCAGUGCGAGUCCAACAGAUGGUGAAAGCGUGCAGACAUCGUCAGGGACGGAAGAAGGUCCAGCUUAAAGAGAGUCAGCUGAUGUGCAUGAAUAACUACAUGAAAGACGAUCCCAUGCCCAACUUCACAGAAUUACCCACAGACAUGCUGCUUUACUACAGCUAUGAGAAGGUGGAGAAAUCAAAAUGCAGGUCGUAUUUCAGUGCAGUUGGCAGUGCCGAUUUCUCUGUUCUUUCCGGUGUCCUUGGCAAACAGACAACUCUGUUCAACAACGCACAAAACUGUCUGGGUAUAUCUGGUCAGAGUCUCAGUAAAGAUGACGUGGAGGUUUUGGGUAAUAUGACAUGUACGCUGGACCCGGUCUACAUCGAGAACUCUCAUCCAAUCAUCAUUGAGAGUUUGAAGAACUGUGACGAUCUGUCAGAUGCACAGAUCAGCGCCGUGGAAACGCUGCUGCUCUCAGGGAACACGACCUAUGGGAGCUCAUCCGUGUGGAAUCAAGAGACGCUGGAGCGAUUGGACAUUCUGCCGCUGUACUUCACUGACACUUUCUGGAAGUUUUUCAGCCCGACUGUAAAGAGGAAGUAUCUGAAGGGGUUUAUGCCGUCUCUUCGAAAGAAAAACACUGAAAAGCCAAAACUGAAGAAACUCUUUUCAAACUGCAACUCUGAAUUAGAUGCUCGAACACGAACUGCACGUUCCACAGACUGCACAGCCGGCAACAUCACUGAAGCCACGAUCGCAGACCCUUCGUUCCCGUUCGGAUACUCCUCGAUCCAGUUUGAUGCGUGUCUGCACAUCAGGAUCCUCACAGAUAACCUGGCCGCCAUCACCGAAAAAGUGGACGACAGUGAUUUCCAGAGAAUCAUUCUGAACAAGCUGAACCAGGUGUACCCCGCGGGACUGAGCGACAGCGUGCUGCAGGUUCUCGCAGGUGUUUCGCGUCAAGCGACAGUGAAUGAGAUCAAAACAUGGAGCAUCACGACCAUCGACACAUUAACAGCUCUGAUGGACCAAAAAAAUGGAGCAUGGGACAGACUGAAGAGUAAGGAAGUGAUCCUGCAGUAUCUCAGCAUCAGUGGUCAUACUUUAGGCACUAAUGAACUGAACGUCAUCCGCUCGAACCUCUGCACGCUGGACGUGUCGGCACUGAAGAACAUUACAGCAGAGAGCCUGAGAAACGCAGACACUCCUGAUCUGUCCUCAUGUUCAUCUGAGCAGAAAUCAGUUCUGUACGUCACAGCAAACGCCUCAUUCAGAGCGCAAAACAAACAGAAAGUGUCGUUCUACCACCUCAUCAGCCCUUUCCUCGGUGGAGCUCCAGUUGAGGACGUGAGGGCUUUGGCCUCUGAGAACAUUAGCAUGGACAUCAGCACGUUCAGAAGUCUUGACUUAUCAGUUAUCACGAAUCUGAGUGUGUCGGAGGUGCGCUCUCUCAUGGGUGUGGGUGUAGCCGAUCUGAAGGUGUUUGAGAAUGAUUCGGUGGUUCAGACAUGGAUCUCCUCACAGCUGCAGCCACAGUUAGACACACUAAAUCUUGGGCUGCGGGGGGGCCGAGCUGACCCUUCCACACCUGUCACCAUCCAACCCAAUACCAGCUUCCCCAACACCAGCUUCCCCAACGCCAGCUUCCCCAACACCAGUUUCCCCAACGCCAGCUUCCCCAACACCAGCUCACCAACCACCAGUUUACCCAACACCAGCUCAUCCAACACCAGCUUACCCAACACCAGCUUCCCCAAUGCCAGCUCACCCAACACCAGCUCACCAACCACCAGCUUACCCAACACCAGCUUACCCAACGCCAGCUCAUCCAACGCCAGCUCACCCAACGCCAGCUCACCAACCACCAGCAUACCAAAGGCCAGCUUACCCAACACCAGCUUACCCAAUGGCAGUUUACCCAACGCCAGCUCACCCAACGCCAGCUUCCCCAAUGCCAGCUUACCCAAUGCCAGCUUACCCAAUGCCAGCUCACCAACCACCAGCAUACCAAAGGCCAGCUUACCCAACACCAGCUUACCCAAUGGCAGUUUACCCAACGCCAGCUCACCCAACGCCAGCUUCCCCAAUGCCAGCUUACCCAAUGCCAGCUUACCCAAUGCCAGCUCACCAACCACCAGCAUACCAAAGGCCAGCUUACCCAACACCAGCUUACCCAAUGGCAGUUUACCCAACGCCAGCUCACCCAACGCCAGCUUCCCCAAUGCCAGCUUAUCCAACGCCAGCUUACCCAAUGCCAGCUUACCCAACACCACCACCAACAGCAGCAGCAGCAGCAGCAAUAACAAUGCACAGACUACAGCUCUCAGCCAGUCAGCUUCAAGCACUGAUGCCGAACACGGUUCUGCGUCAGUGCUUCAUCUUGCUUCAAGCGUGUGGUUCAUCACAUCCUGUGUUUGGCUGCUGACUUUCACAUAAUACAUAAUCAAUGACCUCAAUGUUAGUAAUAAUUAAGAUCAACCAACAAUGAUAUAACAUCAACAUUAGAAAUCAAUAAUAUCAAUAUUAGAAAUCAAUAAGAUCAAUAUAAGUAAUGAAAGAUCUCAAUAUCUGUCGAUUUUAGUGAUUGUUUUAUAAUUUAACAUUUUAACUGCUGUUUAGUUCUCAUUUUAAUGAAUGUAAAGUGUACUUAUAUAUGCAAAUUUAUUUAAUUUAGUCUAAUUAUAUUGUUUACAUUUGAUUUGUGAAGAAUAUUUUAUGAAGGAAAUCAUGUUUGUUAGAGUAAUAAAUUGUCUUGUGCUGUUCUGUAU
Xyrauchen texanus (razorback sucker) is the source of this 7880-nucleotide messenger RNA. RefSeq lists its product as uncharacterized. The transcript is spliced from 51 exons. The coding region runs from base 1 to 7548 and encodes 2515 amino acids. The record is from RefSeq and is a predicted model, not a curated record. NCBI's taxonomy places the organism in Eukaryota, Metazoa, Chordata, Actinopteri, Cypriniformes, Catostomidae. Gene Ontology annotation, cellular component: cell surface. Gene Ontology annotation, biological process: cell-matrix adhesion.